Botrytis fragariae is the source of this 1428-nucleotide messenger RNA. RefSeq names its product putative calcium proton exchanger protein. The coding region runs from base 1 to 1428 and encodes 475 amino acids. Gene Ontology annotation, biological process: calcium ion transmembrane transport; intracellular calcium ion homeostasis. The record is from RefSeq and is a predicted model, not a curated record. The transcript has 5 exons. NCBI's taxonomy places the organism in Eukaryota, Fungi, Ascomycota, Leotiomycetes, Helotiales, Sclerotiniaceae. Gene Ontology annotation, molecular function: calcium:proton antiporter activity. Gene Ontology annotation, cellular component: fungal-type vacuole membrane.
AUGGUUUCACAACCUAAAUACCGAAGGGAACUCGCGCGUGUAAGAUCCCUUCCAUCACAAAACAAUCGAAUCAACUCAGGAAAUAUGUCAAACGGAGUGGACGAAACCUCGCGUCUGUUGGGCGUCAACGGACAUGCCGGAGACAGACGUAAAAGUAGUGUUCAUGAAUUCUUUCUCAGCAAGAGACACACCCCAGGAACCGACAGCGACAAUGUCAUGGUUAGCUACUCGGCGUCGGCAUGGCAUGUAGGAAAGGUUACUUUGUAUAGUAGCUAUGUUAACGUUCUGUUGAUCUUUGUACCAUUGGGUAUCGUCGCAGGCCUCACACACUGGGAUCCGGUCGUCAUCUUCACACUCAACUUCUUCGCUAUCAUCCCAUUGGCUUCCAUCCUCUCAUUUGCGACGGAAGAAAUUUCCAUGAAGUUGGGAGAAACUUUGGGAGGUCUAUUGAACGCAACAUUCGGCAACGCUGUGGAACUCAUUGUCAGUAUCAUAGCAUUGAAAGAAGGACAAAUCCGAAUCGUUCAAUCGAGUAUGUUGGGUAGUAUCUUGUCGAACUCCCUUCUUGUGUUGGGAUGCUGCUUUAUAGCCGGUGGAAUUCACAAUACUCGCACUGGUACAUCUAUGGGCAUCGAGCAGAGAUUCAACGACACUGUCGCCGGAACAAUGUCAUCUCUCAUGGUUCUUGCCGCAUGCGCAUUGAUCAUACCUGCAACUCUCUAUUCUGUUCUCAGUAAAUCAUCAGCAGACACUGAAACCAACAUUUUGAUUCUCUCUCACGGAACAGCCAUCAUUCUAUUAAUUCUCUACUGUCUUUAUUUGUUCUUCCAGCUUCGAACACAUUCCAACCUAUUUGAUGCCGAAAGUCAAUCAGCAGGAGAGGAGGAAGAAGUACCACAAAUGAGUCCUUGGGCUGCUGCUGCUGUUCUCGUUAUUGUAACGAUCGCGGUAUCUGUCUGUGCUGACUACUUGGUUGACUCGAUUGACUCGAUUGUUGAGAAAGCUCACAUCUCCAAAACCUUCGUUGGUCUUAUUCUUCUUCCAAUUGUCGGCAAUGCAGCAGAGCAUGUAACAGCUAUUGUGGUUGCCGUCAAGGACAAGAUGGACCUGGCAAUGGGUGUGGCUAUCGGAUCGAGCAUGCAAAUCGCACUUUUCGUCACUCCAUUCCUUGUGAUCUUGGGUUGGAUCAUGGAUAAACCUAUGACUUUACAUUUUGAGACCUUUGAAACUGUUGUUUUCUUCUUGAGUGUUUUGGUUGUUACUUAUGUUGUUCAAGAUGGCAAGAGUAAUUAUUUGGAAGGUUGUAUGCUUCUUGGUCUUUAUAUCAUUAUUGCCCUUGCAUUUUUGGUAUACCCAGAUGAAUCUGCUGGAGCAGGCGAAAUUGGAGGAACUGUUGUCAGAUCAGUAAAGGCUCUGGCAGGAUAUUAA